Messenger RNA from Setaria italica (foxtail millet), 873 nucleotides. Its product is annotated as nucleolin-like. The transcript has a single exon. The record is from RefSeq and is a predicted model, not a curated record. Bases 196 to 597 code for a protein of 133 amino acids. NCBI's taxonomy places the organism in Eukaryota, Viridiplantae, Streptophyta, Magnoliopsida, Poales, Poaceae.
GGCGCAGCGCAGAUGGGCAAAGGCGGCGGCCGACCGAUCGCUCGGGCGAGCGAGCCCUCCUCGCGUCUCUGGAAGCUUCCUUCAAGUUGCGGCCUCCCUCUCACCCGGCUCCAUUAAAACCCCCUCCUAAACCCUAGCCGCCACCCAAGACAACCCCGCCCGCGCCGCAUUUUCCUCCCCCAAUUCACAGCCCAGAUGGCCAUGCACCGCGCCGCCGCGCUCGCCCUCCGCCGCCUCGCCGCCACCGCGGCGGCGGCCUCUCCGAGCCCGGUGCUCCUCCUCGCCCCUCUCCGGCCGGCGGCGGCGGCGGCCGCUACCAACACCAGAUUUCUUCUGCAGCUCACUAGCACGACGGGCGGGGCCGCAGCGGCGGCGGCUUUAUUCGCCCGGCGCGGGUACGCGGCACGCGGCGGCGCGGGCCGGAAGGCGGCCGUGACGGUGAGCGAGGACGAGGAGGAUGAGGAAGAGGAGUUCGAGGCCAUGGGCAGCGACGGGGAGUUCGAAGAUGACUUCGACGACGAGGACCUCGACGAAUUCGACGAUGAGGAUGAGGACGAGGACGAGGACGACGCCGCGCCCAAGCGCGGGAGGCGCUAAGCUGCAGAGCUCGGCUCGGUGCUCUCCUUGUUGUGCUCGUUUUGAUUUCUUUCCUCCCGCUGAGAUAGAGAAGAAAAACACAAGAAAGAACAGGCUUUAGAAAGUCAAACGGAUCAAUGGAUCGGCGUUCAUGCGCUUGUUGUAAUCUCCUUUCUUGAUUGGGUUAAACAGAUUUGGUCAGUUUUGUCGUGUCACAUUGGAAAAUUGUAUUACAUUGAAGAACAUAAUUAUACAAACUCCAAUCUUGGAGUACUGUACUUCGUGAUUGUCGCUUAA